Molecule: messenger RNA, 2287 nt
Organism: Gastrolobium bilobum
Lineage: Eukaryota; Viridiplantae; Streptophyta; Magnoliopsida; Fabales; Fabaceae
Exons: 2
Coding region: 161-1855 (564 amino acids)
Biological process (GO): rRNA methylation
Cellular component (GO): chloroplast
Molecular function (GO): RNA binding; RNA methyltransferase activity
Source: RefSeq, a predicted model, not a curated record
UUCACAUCAAUGGAACGCGGAUAAGGUACUUUCAUGGUAGCUCUAAAACUCACCUCUUUGCAAGUGACAUGGUUGUUCCAUCCCUAAUCCAUUGUAUCAAUAUUUGAGAUUGCUACCUGGGUUUCCAUUUUGUAAACUUCGUAGUUCUCCUGCUAUUUCAAUGUAUACCAAUAUUUCCAAAGCUCAGGCAUUUCCUCUCGCCACUAAAAUCUCUUCGCAACCCAGAUGCUUUAAUUCACUUCCCACCUUAAAGUCCCAAUCUUUACCAUUUGUUUCUCAUAAAAAACCAAUCUUGAAGAACCCCAGUUCACUCGAGCCCAGUUAUAAAUUUGGAUCCUUGGAAAUGGGAAAAUUAGCGAAUUCAUAUGGGUUGAUGCUGCGAAUUGCUAGAAGACAUUGUAGCGCGAGAAGUUUCUGUGGUGCAGGAAGUGCUGAAAAGCAACUUCCUUGGUUAGUUGCUAAUGAAGUUAAGGAAGGUAAAGUGAUGGAGAAAGCAAAAACGACUAAGAUUAGUAGCUCUAAUCAGGAGGGGUCAGCAAAGAAGGCAAGUAGUAAGUCCUCUUGGGAGCAAUCCAUUGAAAGGUUAGAGAAAGCAACAGUUCCAGAAUCAAAGCCGGGAUCAACAGCAGCAACAUUUUCUGUAAAAAAUGGUAUUUCAGCUGCAGCAAGUAAAGAAAGGAAGAAUGGGGUGGUUGAGAAGGUGAGAGAGCAUAGAAGUGAUCAUGGUAGAAGGUAUGGGAAGUUUGAUGAUGAUGAAGAAGAAGAAGAAGGGGUUGAUGAUGAAAUGGAGGAGGCUGUUGACGAUCCUAGGUGGGAUAACAUACAGAAUAGGUUCAAGGGGAUGGUGGGAGCUAAAGUUGGAUCAGAAAGACCUGAAUUUCGAAGAUGGAAUAAGCAGGAAAAUUGGGGUAGGAAGACAUGGAAAGAGACCACAGAAUCCACUAUGCCGAAGAUUGUUGGUGAGGGAAUUUAUGGGGUUGGUCCAGUUUUGGCUGCACUGUCAGCUGGACGAAGGGAAUUCUAUGCACUGUAUGUGCAAGAAGGAUUGGAUUUGAGUAGCAACAACAGGAAGAAGAAGGACAAGAAAGGGUUUGAGAAAGUUCUGAAGUUUGCUGAAAAGGUCAGUUUAAGUAUAAAAGAAGCAUCAAAACAUGAUCUGAAUAUGGUGGUUGAUAACCGUCCCCAUCAGGGUUUGGUUUUAGAUGCUUCGCCACUAGAGAUGGUGAAAAUAAAGGAACUUGACCCUGUUUCUAUUGAGGAGGGGAAGGGUUCCCUUUGGGUAGCCUUGGAUGAAGUUACUGAUCCUCAGAAUUUGGGGGCAAUAAUUAGGUCUGCUUACUUUUUUGGAGCUUCUGGGAUAGUGUUAUGUGCCAAGAAUUCAGCCCCAUUAAGCGGUGUUGUGAGCAAAGCAAGUGCAGGAUCGCUUGAAUUAAUGGAACUUAGGUAUUGCAAGAAUAUGAUGCAAUUCUUAGUGUCUUCUGCUGAAAAUGGUUGGCGAGUUCUUGGGGGCUCUGUCUCCUCUAAAGCUAUUUCUUUGGAUGAGGUUGUGCCUGGUCCUCCAACUAUUCUUGUUUUGGGCAGUGAGGGCACUGGUUUGAGGCCUCUGGUGGAGAGAUCAUGUACUCAGUUAGUUAGGAUUCCUGGGAACAUUCCUUUUGACUUAAAUACUAGUGAAUUGGAAGGUGAAAGUACUGGUUUGAAUUGUGAGAACUCUGGUAAAGAGUUCCUGUCAUUUUUGGCCGUGGAAAGCUUAAAUGUUAGUGUGGCAGCAGGUGUGCUUCUUCAUCAUUUAAUUGGGAAAAAGUUGGUAGAUUCACUGCCAGACGGGCAUAGACAGAAUGAUGUGUCUGAGUGAAACUGCCAGUAAAAGUGACCUAGAGAUGAAAGUUUCGGACACAUGCCCACACCGCCCACUGUUCCUGGUGUUUCCUGAGCUCAAUCCACCGAGUAUCAGAGCCAUGAUGCUUCAAGCUCUUGUUUGGUCUCAUUGAUGAGUGGCGAGGUAUCUGAAUAUGUUGGUUGAUAACCGUCCCCAUGCAGUUGCAGUUCCUCUGGAUCGAGCCUUAGGAUACGCAAUAUGCCUUGCAUUCCAAGGUUCUGCAAAUAAUGGGCCAUUGUAUAUAUUACCCGAUAAAUAUUCCAUGAUUAGGAAAAGGGUUUAUUCUGAAUCCUCUAAACAAGAUACUGAACUGCUUUUAUUUUUUUUGGGGUAUAUGUACACCCGAUAAUUCAUUAUUAAUUGAUCUCAUACUUCCUAGUCCCAAGCAAGGAUUGUAUGAUCCGUAAC